GUUUUAGCACAGGAAGUGCAUGGGUGUGUUUCCGAGGGGAGGGUCGAAAACUGCAACGACGAACUUCCCUGAAGACACCGACGGCUUUUGCACAUACGCAAGAUGGAGCUGCGGCCACUUGUCAUGUGCUUUGCUCUCUGUGUGGUUUAUGCCACCAGCAAACCCACCGAGAAAAAAGACCGUGUUCACCACGAUGAACCCCUGAGUAACCGAGAGCACGAUGAUGCAGAGAACUUCGACUAUGACCAUGAAGCAUUUCUGGGACAGGAGGAGGCCAAGACAUUCGACCAGCUCACACCAGAGGAGAGCAAGGAGAGACUCGGCAUGUUGGUUGAACGUAUAGAUGAGGAUAAGGAUGGCUAUGUGACAGUCGAGGAGAUGAAGAAGUGGAUCAAGCACGCUCAGAAGAGGUGGAUCUACGAUGAUGUGGAUAGACAGUGGAAGAGUCAUGACCUCAACGGGGAUGAGGUGGUGUCCUGGGAGGAGUACAAGAACGCCACAUAUGGAUACAUUCUUGAUGAUCCUGACCCCGAUGAUGGCUUCAGCUACAGGCAGAUGAUGGCUCGCGAUGAGAGAAGAUUCAAAAUGGCUGACCAAGACAAUGACAUGAAAGCCAACAAGGAGGAGUUCACAGCCUUCCUUCACCCCGAGGAGUAUGACCACAUGAAAGACAUUGUAGUUCUGGAAACUAUGGAAGACAUUGACAAGAAUGGAGAUGGUUUAAUUGAUCUGGAUGAGUACAUAGGUGACAUGUACAACCAGGAGGGAGACGCUACAGAACCAGAGUGGGUGAAGACAGAGAGGGAGCAGUUUACCGAGUUUAGAGAUAAAAACAAAGACGGGAAGAUGGACAAGGAGGAGACCAGAGACUGGAUCCUGCCCAAUGACUACGAUCAUGCUGAAGCGGAGGCCAAGCAUCUGGUCUACGAGUCAGAUGCAGACAAAGAUGGCCGUCUGACCAAGGCAGAAAUCGUGGACAAGUACGACCUCUUCGUGGGCAGCCAGGCGACCGACUUCGGAGAGGCUCUGACUCGACACGACGAGUUCUAACAUCCACCUGCCUCUAAAGACUUUUGUAUUCAUCUUGUGUAUACCACCUUACUCCUCCAACAGUAGACUGCCACGGACAAUAAUUUAUUUGAUUUCUUGAAUGUGUCCCAUUGUACACACACACACACACUAACAUUUUAAGUAACAUGUCCAUGCUCGGCCAGUGUUUCCUCGUUCUCAGUCGUGCAUAAGAUUGGGAUAUAUCGCCAGCCUUUUUUUCUGCUUCCACCCCCUAUCCCUGUCUUGUUCAGGUCAGGCGAAUGACAGUGUUAGAUGACACUUUUUUGUUUGUUUGAAAGUAUGUUUUAUGAUGAAAUAGCCAUGUUUUGUUACAAAACCUUUGACGGAUUAACAAGUUUAGGCUUGCAGUUCACAGAAUAGUUGGCCAUAGCAUUUCUUUUUGCAAUGCACUGGACUGUGAAGAACAAAGCUUAUUUCUAGCCAUUAGAAUUUGUCCUACUCCUCUGUCUAAUCGUGUAAUCAGACUCUCACUGAGAAUACUAGUUUCUGAUUCACUUGAACUUUGUUUUGAUGUUUUUAUUGAUCAUUCGUUACAUAGUAUAGGUGUUUGGAGCGAGGAGUAAAUUUCAGUUGACAAUGAAGACUAUUUGGACUAGUGCAAUACAGUAUCAUCAGUGGGACCACGCUGUGUUUGCUAUACUGGCCCCCAAAGCAUCCAUGUUGACACAAGCUGGUUGUGCUGUUUGUAAGUUGAAGAAAUCAAGAUGAACUUAGGGACUGAUGGAUGCUUUGUCCUCGAAGCUGCCUCUUUUCUUCUUUCUCAUCACCUCAACAGUGUGCGUGUGAGAGUAUGUGAGAGUGAGCAUGUGAAUUUAUGUGUGUACAUAGUCCUCCUGAUGACUGGCUUCCCCUGUUGUUUUGAGGCUAUGUUUUGAUUUUGUUUGAUUCAGCUGAACUAUUAACUCAUUUGUGUGCCAAGCAAAAACCUUUGUCCUUUUUUUGUAAAGGCAAAAAAAAAUAUGCUCCUUUUCCUUCCUAUAUAUGUUUAUGCUCGUAUUAUCACUACCACCAUUUAUAACCACUGUUGAUAAUUUUUAUGCUAUACUGUAAUGUAUAUGAUAAUGUUUUUUUACAGGCUCACUGCAGCAACAAGCCUUUCACUAGUGACUUUACUGUAAAUAAGUUGUUGGUCUGCAAACGGAGCACUAAAACAAGCAGGUCCAGUUUUUGCGAUUGAUGAGAAUGUCUCAGUAAAAACAAAUAAAAUUGGAGCUUUUA
Messenger RNA from Toxotes jaculatrix (banded archerfish), 2289 nucleotides. RefSeq names its product calumenin b (gene calub). NCBI's taxonomy places the organism in Eukaryota, Metazoa, Chordata, Actinopteri, Toxotidae. Gene Ontology annotation, cellular component: endoplasmic reticulum. Gene Ontology annotation, molecular function: calcium ion binding. The transcript has 7 exons. The record is from RefSeq and is a predicted model, not a curated record. The coding region runs from base 103 to 1050 and encodes 315 amino acids.